GCCGGGAUCGGCGGGGCCGGGCACUCCCCGGCCGCGAUCACCCUCUGCUCGGGAUCGCCCCCCGCUCGGGAUCGCCCCGUACCGCGGACCCCGCCCGGUGCCAGCCCGGCUGCGGCUGCGGUGUCACCGCCCGCAGCGGCGCGACAGCGGCCACGGCCGGGCACGGCGACCUGCGCCGCAGAGUGCCCCGCUGAGAUGGCGAGUGCCAGUGGGGCGGAGCCCGAUGCUGAGGAGGCAGAGGAGGCUGAAGAGGCCAUCUACGAGGAGGUGCUGCCCUGCGACAGGAUGGAGCUGAGCCAGCGGCUGGCAGUGGAGGAGCUCAUCACCACCGAGGCCAGCUAUGUCCACAACAUCCAGCUCUGUGUGUCGGACAUCCGGGCACACCUCCAGAAGAAGCAGCUGCCUGAUCUGGACCUGGAAGGGCUCUUCUCUAACACCGACGACAUCCUCCAUGUCUCCAGACGGUUUCUGAAGGGCCUUGAGGCCACGGCCACCCAGGGGCAGGAGCAGCUGCUCUGCAUCAGCACCCUGUUCCAUGAGUUCAAGGAAGAGAUGGAGACUGUGUACAAGAUCUACUGUGCCAGCUACGACCAUGCCCUCCAGCUGGUGGAGAGCUACCGCAAGGACCCCAGGCUGCAGGAGGAGAUCUUGGACACCCUGAAUGCAACAGUGCCUCACACAGGCGCAUCAGACCUCAGCUUCUUCCUGGUGAUGCCGGUGCAGAGGGUCACCAAAUACCCACUGCUGCUGGGGAAGAUCCUGGAGAACACCCCGGCCAGUGCCAGCGCCCACCCGGCCCUGCAGGCAGCUGUUCGUGCCAUGGCCCAGGUCAACGCCAACAUCAACGAGUACAAACGGCGCAGGGAAGUAGCAACCAAAUACAACAAGGCCGAGCACCUGACGCUGCGGGACCGCCUGGCGCGCCUCAACACCCACUCCAUCGCCAAGAAGACCACGCGGCUGAGCCGGCUCCUCAUGCAUGAGGCCGGCAUCGUGGCCAAGACAGAGGACAAGGAGUACAACGACCUGGAAGAGAAAUUCCAGUGUGUGGUGUCCAGUGUGGUCACCCUGAAGGAGAAUGUAGCAUCCUACCUGAGCAAUUUAGAGGCAUUCCUGUUGCCCACCCCACACCAGCGUGACCUGCAGAUGGAUGAAGGACCUGCCCAGCAGUAUCGGCACUUCGCAGAAUGCCUCCAGUACACCGUUUUCCCAGAGUUUAAGCAAAGGCUGGACAGGCUGGUCUGCCAGCCCCUCAGCAGCCUCUCAGACAUGCUGGUGGGGCCACAGCAGCUGGUCAAGAAGCGCCUGGACAAGCUGCUGGACUAUGAGGAGAUCCAGGAGCGGAAGAGCGAGAUGGGCAGCGUGACGUAUGACGAGGAGGCAGCCAUGAACACCUACCUCGCCAUCAACGACCUGCUCGUGGCGGAGCUCCCACAGUUCAACCAGGUGGCUGUGCAGCUCCUGAAGCAGAUCCUGUGCUCCUUCAGCGCCCUGCAGCGGGACUUGGCUGCCCAGGUCCUGCAACGGGCAGACAAGGAGCUGGGGCAGAUACCCCAUGGCUACAUGCCUCUGCCUAGUUUCUGGAAGGUGGUGGAAGACACCUUGCAGCAGUCAUAUGCUCAGCUCCGGACCUUCUGCCAGACCUUUGAGACUGUCACGCCAAGCCCUGUGACACAGCCUCUGAACCCUGCUGAGGAGCGGAAGGUCCUCUCCCUUGUGAGCAAGCACGGCCCAGACAAACUUUACCAAGUGACAAGCAACAUCAGCGGCAGCAAAGACUUGGACCUGACCUUGCUGAGGGGCCAGAUUGUAGCUCUGCUGCAAAGUGCCGACACGAAGGGGAACACGAGCAGAUGGCUGGUGGAUGCUGGAGGUCCCCGAGGGUUUGUGCCUGCUGCAAAACUCCAGCCAUAUUCCCCGGUACAAAGCCAGCAGCCCCAGAUGGAGUUGCUAACCCCAGAGAGUGGCAUAGAGAGAAGGCGACAUUCCUAUGCAUUACCUGAAGCCCCCAAGCCCCAGGUGGCCACCUUCACCCCAACAUUCCAGGUGGUUGCCGGCUUCUCCUUCGCAGCCAGGAGUCCGCAGGAGGUGAAUCUCCAGGCAGGGCAGCCUGUGGUGGUGCUGGAGCCUCACGACAAGAAGGGGAGCAAGGAGUGGAGCCUGGUGGAGGUGAACGGCCAGAGGGGCUACGUGCCCUCCAGCUACCUGGUGACCGUCCCCGUGCAGGAGCCCCUGGGCUGGAGCUUGCCCGUGUGAGCACGGCCAGCCCACACCCAAGGGCAUGGGCUUCAUCGGAUGGGAGCAGUCGGCUUGGCACCGGAGGACUCCGCACGGGAGAUGCUGGAGGGAGGCAGCCCCGGGCUGGGAAGGUGGGGGAAGGCACCUGGCAGAAUAUGGCCCCGGGGGACAGGGCCUCGAGGAUGGCGCUGGGGAGGCGUGAGGGUGCCGUGUCCCGUGUGUGUGCUUGCACAGCGCGAAGCAGCACGGAGGGAGUGAGGGCAGGUGGCUGCAGUUAUCCGGGGAUUUGCUGAAACCCGUGUCAGUGACAAAUGUGUCCCAGCGGACGAUGAGGCAGCAUUGUCCCCAGCUGGAUCAGGACUGAGUGGCAAAGGUGCAGCGCUGCAGAGGGGCCCUCGGCCAGGCACGGGGCACCUGGGCAACUGGGGAACUGGGCAACUGGGCACCGGGGGAACUGGGCACCGGGGCACUCGGGCGCCACCUGAGCGCUUGGGGCAGCGCCGUCCUGGGCCGGCAGCGCCGCGCGGAGCGGCCACCAGAGGGAGCCCCGAACCAGCGCCCAGUGCCCGCUCGGCGCGUACUGGGAGCACUGGUGCAGGGGCCGUGGGGUGCGGGGGCACAGCCCGACGAGGUGUGCACCCCGACCCGCCCGGUGUGGGACGGAUAUCCCGGCUCACAAGGCUCCCUGAGCGCCCCGUCCCUCCUGCGACCCGCACAGAUCCCCCGCGGGUUGACGGAGGUCCCGUGGAAGAGGUUUUUGGGAGAGUCAGGAAGUUAGGUCGGUAGGUCCCUGACCUAAGGCUCGGUCUGAGGGUGGAGAUAGCACUCCCUCCUCCCCCUCCCGCUACUCCUGAAGCGCCCCAGCUCCGUGCCUCAGUUUCCCCGCGGUUGUGCUGGCACUGUUUGGAGAUGCUGACGGGGCUGAGGGUUGGCAGCCGUGCCCACGGCAGCGCUGCCAUGGUGUCAGAGGGCAGUUCAGAAGCCCCCAGGGGUGACUGGCACCACGGGAGAGCUCAGCCCACGGGACCACGUUGCCGACCCCUCGCCCACCGCGGGCAGUGCAGGCACCCGCCGGUGCGGCAGCCUGGCGUCGUCCCGGCUGCCCUGGGCAUCCGCAUCAAAGGUGCGGUGUCCCGGCUGGCGAGCGCCGGCACGCCGGGCCCCGUGCCCUGCCCGGCGGGGAGGCAGCAUGCCCGGCCACCCACGGGCUCCCCGGGGGAUGUGGGGGCUGCGUGUGGGUUCCCACAGUGCGGGUUGGGCAGGGGGGCAAAGGUGGCAUGUCCUCACCCAAGCCUUGUGCCGUGUGGGGAGGGAUGGGGUGGGUGCCAGGCAGGUGGGGACAGGCCCCAGGCACUGCUCUGUGCAACCCACGUGUAGGUCUGGUUUGAGGCAGAACUCUGUGGGGUUCACUCUCCAUUAUAGCUGUGGGGUCCUGGGGUGCUAUUUGUGGGGAGGCUGGGGGCAGCUGCCUCUGCCCAGGUGCCAUUGAAAGCCCCGAGCAAAUGCUCACCCACACGAAACCUUGAAGGGGACAGCAGUGCUGGAGUUGGGGAUGUUGCCUGGGGCUGCUCCCAGCCUGGGGAAAGGCCAAUGGGUUCUUUGGAAUGGCAGAAGAGGCAGGCAGAGGGGAUGAGGGUCACUGUGCAGGGGCUGUGUGUCUGAGCCUUAACUGCCCACAGAGCUCACACCUCCAGCUCGCUGCUGAUGGCUCCUCUGGAUUUUUCCGUUCCUAAUCAAAUCACAUCAGGUCGGAUUUCCCUCUCCAGUCACCUUCCUGCCAGCUCAGUGGGGUGCAAUUGCAAUCAGCCCUGCACCAGCACAGGCAAUGGCAGGAGUCAGCAGCUCGGGCAGGUCCUGCUCCACAGCCUGGGAGUGCCCAGGACCCUUCAGAGGGUUAAAGGUGACAGUGGGACAAGGAGUGCUGAGAGAGUACUGCUGCCUGGGCACUGAUCUGUCCAUUGGAAGGAGAUCUGGGGCAGGCAGGACUUGAUAGCCAGUUGAGUUUUGUCUGUCACUCACCAGACUCUGGAUUUCAAGUGCUCUGAAACAACAGCUCUCCUUUCCCUCCCUCCCUCCAGCCACUGCCGGUGCUGCCUGUGUGUCUGUCAAUGUGGGUCAGGAGGAGUUCUUUGCCCAGCCUGCAGCCAGCACAGGGGCUGCAGGAUGUAGGGAGGUGUCCCAGAUCCCUGCUGCCUCUCCUGGGUCCCCACUCAACCCAUCUACCCAAGCCCAUCUACCAGCACUUGCCAGGCUGACAGGCUUGUAGGGCAAGGUGGAAACUGCCCCUGUGCAUCCCACCAGCAGAUGUACAGGAGUCACCCUCCAGUGCUCUGCAGGUGACUCUACACUGGGGACAUGCUGCUUGUGUCAGGCAGCAGCUGCCUGUCCUCUGUCCCUUGUCAGAUAAGGCGGUUUUGCUCCAAGCCAGGUGCAGCCCAAGCACCAAGAGGGUCCUUGAAAAGGUGCUGAGCCAGCCAGCAUCAGCACCCUGCCCAGCAGCAGUGGGACUGGUGUCCUGCCCUCCCCAAGGUCCUGGUGGCGGAUGGUCCCACCUAGGAAGAGGGAAAUCAGCUCAUGUGGCUCCUCUGGUCUUGGGAUCCGAAGGGGUGAGCUGGGCUCUGCAGUUCCCAGCAGCCCUGCUGCCAGCCUGGACGGCCAUGGGACCUUCCCCAUGUCCUCAGGACAUGGCCUACUACUUGACUGCAGGACGCACGUUCCAGCACCUCUCACUUCUCUCACGAUUUCACACAAACUCAAUGCACUGCUGCUGCCCCGAGUCUGGAAGUGCCCUCUCAGAAUCACCGGUGGGUACAGGGCUCUUCCAGCCUAAAAAUGACGGGGGAUAAAGGGCACAAGUGUGCCUUUAAAUAGCCUGUCAAGGACAGGCUCUCCCAGGAGGAAUGCUCUGGCUGGCCUGGUGGAACAUGCCUGUGGCCAGGGGCACGGGGUGACAGCUGGGCAGGGACGGCUGCUCACCCGGUCAGGUCAAGGUUAGGCAUCGCCCCGGCCGGGCGCCACUGUGCCGUGGCUUGGCACCACAGAGGCAGAGCCGUGCAAGGGGAGGGAAACACAUGCCAGACCGGGGUUUUGCCAUGCCCAGGGCUGAUCUGUGAGGUGGCAGCAGAGCCAGGCAGGCACUGCUGCCUGCAACCUGCCCGCCAGCCUGCAAGGAAUUUGGCACCAGCACAGCCUGGCUGCCAGAGCAGCCUUUGUGGCAGCUCCGGUUGUCCAGGAGCGCCUGUUGCACUCCUGUCGGCACUGAUUCAUAUCCUGGACGUGCAGGCAUUUGGACAGCUUCCACCCGCGGGGUGUGACAGCGCACGGCCGUGUCCCCAGGGCAUGGGGCGCCAGCCCGGCCGCGUGCGGGAGGGCAGCAUGGUGGCAGCUCAGAGCCUGCUCUCCCCUGCUCUGUGGGGCGUGCUGGCCCCUGGGGACGCGGGGUGGGGGACCACAAAGCACAUCUCUAGGUGGAGACAGCUGGAUUGCAGGAGGAUGGCUGUGCCCAGGUGUCGAUGUGCCCGAUGGCUCUGCUGGGGCACCCAGGAAGCAGAGGGGUGCGAGAGGAAAAAGCAGCUGCCAGGGAAGCCCCAAGCCCAGGCUCCCAAACCCAGACCAUCCCCUCACCAUGGCAGAAUAGGAGUAAGGGAGCAACAGGGCUGUGGAGGGCAGGAAAUGAGAGGAAAGGGGGGACCCAGGAGAGCAGGGUGGCUGCCCUGGGCUGAAGGGCACAGCCAGUCCCAGCAGGGCUGUGAUUGCAGGCAUGGAGCUGGAGUUCACCCCCUCCGCGAGGCUGAGCUGGCUCUGAAGAGCCAGCCUGUGCUGCACUUUUCCCAGGCCCCUAAGGAGCAGCCCUUGCCCCCUGCAGCCCUCGCUGGCCACUCGUGCACCAACCAUGACCAGCAUGGCCUGUGGGAGGGCUGAGCCCCGCGGAGAGUGGCCCUGGGGCUGCGAAGCAGGAGUGGAGGUGUGAGCUGCAGUGCUCGCUCCAGGCUGGUGCAGCUGGCACCUGAAUUGUCUAAUAAAGUGUGAAAUUGCUUUCA
Molecule: messenger RNA, 6278 nt
Organism: Myiozetetes cayanensis
Lineage: Eukaryota; Metazoa; Chordata; Aves; Passeriformes; Tyrannidae
Gene: ARHGEF37
Product: Rho guanine nucleotide exchange factor 37
Exons: 13
Coding region: 196-2256 (686 amino acids)
Cellular component (GO): cytoplasm
Molecular function (GO): protein binding; guanyl-nucleotide exchange factor activity
Source: RefSeq, a predicted model, not a curated record